This is a messenger RNA of Amphimedon queenslandica, 1054 nucleotides long. RefSeq names its product ficolin-2-like. Bases 186 to 908 code for a protein of 240 amino acids. The transcript is spliced from 3 exons. Lineage: Eukaryota; Metazoa; Porifera; Demospongiae; Haplosclerida; Niphatidae. The record is from RefSeq and is a predicted model, not a curated record.
CUGUUAGUCAGCCAAAUAUUAUAGUAACACCUCCAGACCUGCCAGUACUAAGUAUAAUAUUAAUAAUAUCUGAAAUAAAGCUCCAGCAUGUUAUAAAAGCAGUAGCUGUACACAAACACUCAUCACUGGUAACCUACAGUAAAAGGAUUGUUCAGUAUUAGUUCUAUACAGCAAGUCAAGACAAGAUGGAUUCCUGUUCUUAUUUUAAGCUGAUAGGAUGCUUCAUUCUUAUUAGCAUUGCUACUGCACAGGCUCAAUCUACACCUUGUCACCCUCGUGAUUGUAAGGAAGCAUAUGAAAGUGGUAACACAUGCAGUGGAGUAUAUACUAUCAAACCUGAUAAACUACCAGCCUUUGAGGUUUAUUGUGAUAUGAGUAAUGGAGGUGGAUGGACUGUAUUUCAAAGGAGAAUGGAUGGUUCUGUUGACUUUUUUCUCAACUGGGCUGAUUAUGAAAAAGGAUUUGGAGACCUCAACGAAGAGUUCUGGCUGGGACUUAACAAGAUAAACCGACUUACUGCAGGACAAAGCAAUAACCUCCGUGUUGACUUGGCAGAUUUUGAUGGGAAUAAGAAGUAUGCUACUUAUUCUACUUUUGAUGUAGGGAAUGCAGCUGUUAAUUACACACUGACUGUGUCUGGAUACGGAGGCAAUGCUGGAGAUGGUCUGAGCUAUCAUAAUGAAGCGGAGUUCUCUACUAAGGAUCGAGACAAUGACCAAUUCUCCAGGAUAAGCUGUGCAACAUAUUAUGGCGGAGCUUGGUGGUAUAAAGCUUGUUAUCAAUCAAACCUCAAUGGUCUCUAUUUGAUUGGAUAUAACAAAACAGAGAAAGGUGUCAAUUGGUCUGAGUUCCCUAUUAGGUACUACUCCCUAAAAAGUAGUGAGAUGAAACUCAGAAGGAGCGACUAAUGUCCACUGGAGAAUGAACAAUUCAUUAUUAUUCAUUAGUAGCAGUACACUGCAGUAGUUUAAUAUACAUGUACAUCUUCUAUACAUGCAAUGUCAAAUAUAUUAAAUUUCAAGUGAACAGAAAAGUCUUUGAUGAUUUCUUGAAA